AUGAGCAUCACGCCGAUAUAUAGUCAUUGGGAAACAGACGUUUCGUGUGACGAGUGUAAAAAUAUUGAUGCCUUGGCAAAAGGCGCAGGCAAUGUUGUUUAUCAUAAUUUUAAAUGGCAGUUCGCUACAUUAGUGCUAAUGAAUUCUACAGUGCUUUGUGGAGUUAGCGCAUUUAUGAAGUCUUAUGGGAAGAAUAUUAUUUUCGUUAAUGAAUUGUCAUCUCCGAUGUUUUAUGAAACAAUGAGUCAAUUCGUUCUUUUUGGAUAUGACCUUGACAAUAUUGUUGCCAUGUUGCAGUGGAUAGAGAAGUACAAUUUUGACAAUACUGGUAAUUUUUUAAUCAUCUGCCAAUCGGAUGAAAGAUACCAAUGUGAUGAGACCGAGGCUGUCAAAAUUUUAUGGGGAUUUAGAGUGGUUAAUGUUAUUUUUGUUAAUCUCUCACACCAUGGGACCGGUUACUCCUAUAAUUUCGAAGAAAACUGUAAACCUGGGCCACCAAUAAAACUAGAAAAUUGGGGUACUUGCUUUCAAUCCGGAAAAAACUGUUAUGAUUAUUUUCCUAUGAAAUUACAAAACUUUCACGAAUGUCCGAUUUUAGUUUCGACUUUCAUUCAGCAACCUUAUAUGGUUUUAAAUAACGGAGUACCAUCUGGGGCAGACGGAGAUUUGCUACGUAUAUUGAUAGAAGCCUUAAAUGCAACCCUUGUACUGAAAACCCCGUGGAAGGGUGAUGGGUGGGGCAAUCUUGAUGAAAAUGGAAGCUGGGUGGGAUCCCUCGGUGAUCUAUAUUAUAAUUUAGCUGACUUCUCGAUGACAUCCGCUAGUAUCACAGAAACAAGGUAUAAAGAAUUUCAGAUGUCUACAUUUUAUUACCACUUAACAGUGGUAUGGGUGACUCACCCAUCGGUUGAAGAAGAACCAACAUUCAAACUUAUGCGGCCAUUUAGGACCGACUCGAGAGCCGCACUUUUAGUAUUUUUCAUUUUAUUUCUGCUUCUAGUGUUAAUUGUUAAAACAAAUUUUUGUACAUCCCUAUUGAUGGUGAUGAAGAUUUUUGUAAGCAAGAGUAUUCUAUUUCAUUCUGUAGAAAUAUGUAUGGGUCAACCAGUAGCAUUGCAAACUAAGAAAACCAGCGUUUUAUCAUUGAUUCUAAUUUGGGUAGUUUUCUGUUUCCUUAUCAGAACAUUUUAUCAAGUGCAUCUUAUAAACUCUCUAAAGACGGAUGUGUACAUGUCGAAUUUCGUAACUAUAAAGGACGCAAUAAGAGAACAAUAUGAUUUCGGUGGAGGUUUAGCUUUGAGGGACUACUAUGUUGAACAACCGGAAAUAUUUGAUAAUUGGAAAGACGUAAACAGCACUGACUAUUUAAACAUUAUGAACAAUUUGACUAAAGGUACCAAAUUUGUUUUGGCUAUGAAUGUAGCCAGUACAAAAUAUUUUAUUAGAAAAACAGGAAAAAAAUUACAUAUUCUUCCAAAAAAAAUUGUAACAUCGCCGACUAUAUUGUUCUUCAAAAAAUUCUCUCCUUUAGUUUUGCCCAUUAACCAGAUACUGAGCCGUUUAGUUGAAUUUGGCAUUCCGCAAAUGCUUUACGAAAACAGCACCUCAACAUUACUUAAGACUGAAUCGUCUAAUAAUUAUAAACCUAUCAAGCUAAAAGAAUGCGCAGGCUGUUUUGAAAUAUUAUGCAUAGGUUGGUUGUUAUCGUUUGUAAUAUUAAUCGUCGAAAUGUUGAUAAAAAAAUGUAAAAGCAUAAAAUUAUGCCAUAAGCACUGAAUCGCCUUAUUCCCAUUAAAAUAAUUAAAUCGUAAAUAAUAAGUGAAGCCUAAAUGUAUAGUGUUUAAGCAUGACAUGUAAAACAGCAAUCAGUGUUUACAGUUAUCACCCAUGUAUUUCUAUU
This is a messenger RNA of Danaus plexippus (monarch butterfly), 1900 nucleotides long. RefSeq names its product probable glutamate receptor. Lineage: Eukaryota; Metazoa; Arthropoda; Insecta; Lepidoptera; Nymphalidae. The record is from RefSeq and is a predicted model, not a curated record. The transcript has a single exon. Bases 1 to 1776 code for a protein of 591 amino acids.